CACACGGUUCUGAGCUAGAACCUUCAUCUCUCGCCAUUCCUUUCCCGCAUCCUUCAGUUCCUUGUGCACGCCUCUUCUCCAUGUAUCACGGGGUCGUCCCCUUCUCCUUCUCCCAGCAGGGUUCCAUUCCAAAGCCUGUCUUUGAAUGUCACCCGAUGGUCUGCGCAGUGUGUCUCUGAAGAGGUAUGAAGAAGUAUGUCCGAGAGCAAGUGUAGGAAAGGAGCUGUAAAUUAUUUGACAGAAUUUGAUAGAUAAUGGGAUUAUUGAACGACUAAUUCAAGAGUGUGUUAGCAAUUUAGCAUUGAAGAAUUAUGUCCUGGAAUUUAUUGAAAAUUUUCAAAGUUUUCAGAAAAACAGCUUCCAAUUUGUGGUUGCCUAUUUGAUUUUUCUGGGCUUUUAUAUACUUUCAUCUUGGAAUGACUGUUUCAGUGAAUGACCAACUUUUCCACAUUUCUAAUAAUUGGACCUUUUUUCUUCUCAAGCAUCGAUUCAAUAUUAUGAUGUGAGUUUCCUUUAUAAUUGGUUAUAUUCCUGUCUAAAUUUCUGUACUGAUAUUAGGUACAUUUUUGCAGGCCCAUUAAUCAAUCAUUGUUGAUUUUUAUAGUUUAAAAAAUCGAAUUGAUGUUGGAAAAUGUAGGCAUACAAUAAAAAUAAUUCAACAAAAUAUUCUUGAAAACAACGGUGACCAAAAGCUGUAACACCGUAGUAACCAGCUAUCGAGUGCGGGUGGAGCAGUGAUUUGAAAGUAACCUGUUAUCAGUACUCGUUACCAAAUACUAGUUUCGGCAUUCCAUCGUUCAGAGUUCAGGCCGAUCAACGUCACGCGUCAGCAAAGCCUGCUGCUCAGUUGUCAGUUCAGAGUUCUGGCAAGUCGGUUCAUCUCAGAGAUUUUUUUAUCAGUUGUCAUCGCACAUUUUUCGACCAUCAAAUCAAAACACUGCCUAUCUCACCAUAUUUCUGAUUAAGAGCACUGAACAAUUAUUAACAACUCUCCAAUAUGGCAUACACACCAAUCCCAACAGUUGUCCCGAAAGACGGAUUCAGUGCAUCUGAGGAUGGCCAAGCUUUGCGAGCCGCCAUGAAGGGCUUCGGAACUGACGAGGCUGCCAUCAUCGAUAUUCUCACAACCAGGACAAAUGCACAGAGGCAGGAGAUCGCCAAGUUCUUCACAUCCGAGUAUGGAAGGAACCUGAUAGAGGACCUGAAGAGCGAGCUGGGCGGGAAGUUUGAGAGUGUGAUAGUGGCGUUGAUGCAGCCGCCGUUUGAGUUUCUGGCGCACCACCUGCACAAGGCGAUGAAGGGCAUCGGCACCGACGACCAGGCCGUCAUCGAAGUGCUCUGCACCCGCAACAAGGCCGAAAUACAGGAGAUCGUCGACACCUACUGGCGGCUAUAUGACAGACCUCUGGCAGAGCACAUUUGUACUGAAACAAGUGGGGACUUCAGAAGAUUCCUUACUCUCCUAGUUACUGGAGUGAGAGAUGAACCAGGAGUAGUGUCUGCAGAAAAAGCCAAAGAAGAAGCCCAGCUCCUUUAUAAUGCAGGUGAAGGGAAGCUUGGAACAGAUGAGGAGGUGUUCAACAAAAUUCUAUCACACGACAGCUAUGAACAAUUGCGGAUUGUGUUUGAGGAGUACAAGAAUUUGGCUGGCAGAACAAUAGAACAGUCACUGAGGAAUGAACUAUCUGGCUCACUGUUGGAUGCUUAUAUUGGAGUUGUGGAAUGCGUGCAAUGUCCAGUCACCUAUUUGGCCAAACAGUUGCACAAUGCUGUCAAAGGCUUCGGAACUGAUAACAACACACUGAUCAGAAUCAUUGUCAGUCGCAGUGAAAUCGACCUCGGCAAUAUCAAGCAAGAGUACGAGAGGCUAUAUGACAAGACACUGGAGAGUGUUGUCAAGAGUGAAACAUCGGGGGAUUACAAGAAAGCACUAGUAGCACUCAUUGGUGGCCCAUGAAUCAAUUGCAUACAAUCCAGCACAGAAUAAAGCACUGUUCAAAUUUUUAUAUUUAAUUUUAUGUUGUAAUUCUAUUAAAAUAAGUUUCACGUUCAA
Nilaparvata lugens (brown planthopper) is the source of this 2053-nucleotide messenger RNA. It is a transcript of the gene AnxB10, whose product is annotated as annexin B10. Gene Ontology annotation, molecular function: calcium ion binding; calcium-dependent phospholipid binding. NCBI's taxonomy places the organism in Eukaryota, Metazoa, Arthropoda, Insecta, Hemiptera, Delphacidae. The transcript is spliced from 9 exons. The coding region runs from base 998 to 1957 and encodes 319 amino acids. The record is from RefSeq and is a predicted model, not a curated record. Gene Ontology annotation, cellular component: cytoplasm.